AUGCGUGCACCUGUCCUGUCAAAUAUCGUGCUGGUGGGUGGAACGGGGCGAGAUAGUGCUACUCGCGGCUGGGUCCUUAAGGUUGACGAUCCGGUAGCAAAGUAUUGUGUCUUCCCGCCAUCCGGCAUGGCGAUCUUUGCGGCGUUCGAGAGCCAGAGCUUUGAAUUCCCUUCCUCCCAGCGGCGGAAAGACAGCGCGCUAUAUCCGGGUUGCGGAAUGGUCGACGCGCCCUUGUCUCUCCAGCGGGAUUUUCGUCCCUCCCGUCCUUUGAGACGUGUGCUGCUCAUGCCCCACGAGACGGCGGCAAACAGCCCGCACCUACAUGAUACCAGCGGGACCUUCGGCUAUUAUGCGAUGCUCAGUACAAUGGGACCCGACAUUAGCGACUCUUCAGACAACUUCUUCCGCGCUUUAUCGGGUCUUUUCGAGGACGACAAACACAGAUCUGGCCCAGGCGGCGGGACACCCAACAGCCAAAACGCAGCGGAAAUUCGCCGCUACAGGACUGCCUUCACGAGGGAACAGAUCGCCCGCCUCGAGAAGGAGUUUUACAAGGAGAACUACGUGAGUCGGCCGAGAAGGUGCGAGCUGGCGCAGGAGCUGAAUCUGCCCGAGUCGACGAUCAAGGUGUGGUUCCAGAACCGGCGCAUGAAGGACAAGCGGCAGCGCCUCGCCUUGGCCUGGCCCUACGCGGACCCUGCACUGGCGGCCUACCUCCUGCACGCGGCCGCUGCCACGGGCGCCUACCCGCCCUACCUGCCGCCCUCGCUCACGCCAGGAUCUCCAUGACUCCGCCCAUUGGCUAUAACAUGCCGUCACACCCGCCCUCGCUUACUCGUUUUGCGCCUUACCCGCGCCCUCAUCCCGGUCUGCUGUCGUCCCCCUACCUUCGGCCGGGAGACCUCCGCCCACAUGACGUCCAGACGGCACUGCCCUCCUCCCCUCUCACGCCCACGCCCGUGUCACCUCGCCCAUUAGUCGGAGGCCACCUCGCCACGUGUCCGCUCAGAGACUCUCCAAAAGUGGGCGGAGACUCGUGUGUUUGCGGCCUCCUGUACCCCGCCCUCCCCCUCUCUCACGCCCUCCGCCCCGUGGCCCCCCCCCCCCCCGAACCCCCCCUCCGGCCCCCCGUCCCUUGCGACGCCCGGGGCAUCGCUCGGCGGCCGCGCGUCCCCCCACAAGACCUCCUCUGGGCCCUCGCUCUUCCAGCCCUACAGGGACGACCCUUAAGACUUCUCAGACGUCAAGAAACUCUUAGGCAUUAA
Molecule: messenger RNA, 1265 nt
Organism: Penaeus monodon (black tiger shrimp)
Lineage: Eukaryota; Metazoa; Arthropoda; Malacostraca; Decapoda; Penaeidae
Product: homeobox protein DLX-1-like
Biological process (GO): regulation of transcription by RNA polymerase II
Cellular component (GO): nucleus
Molecular function (GO): RNA polymerase II cis-regulatory region sequence-specific DNA binding; DNA-binding transcription factor activity, RNA polymerase II-specific
Source: RefSeq, a predicted model, not a curated record